CCUUUUUUCUAGUUCGGUGGUUCUGCGAGGAGAUCUGUAGUUAUGCCUCCAAAAAAGCCGAUAAAGAGUAAGGAUCAAAAGGCCAAAGCUGCGUCUGGUGGUGGAAAAGCCAAAAAGAAGAAAUGGUCAAAAGUUAAAGCUCGCGAUAAGCUGAACAACUUGGUAUUAUUCGACAAGGCUACCUACGACAAGCUUUACAAGGAAAUUCCUAGUUACAAACUUAUUACUCCAUCUGUCGUAUCAGAAAGACUGAAAAUACGUAUUUCAUUGGCUAAGCGUGCCUUGCAGGAAUUACAACAGAAAGGACUAAUCAAAGUUAUAGACAAACACCACGCACAAGUCAUUUACACUCGUGCAACUAAGGCAUCUUAGAAAUUAUGUUGUAUGCGAAACCAAUCUUGUAUAAUUUUUAAGGAAUCGAUGUUGUAGCUAUCGCUAAAGGAACUGAAUAAAAAAUAGAAGUUCUU
Messenger RNA from Trichoplax adhaerens, 467 nucleotides. RefSeq lists its product as hypothetical. The record is from RefSeq and is a predicted model, not a curated record. Gene Ontology annotation, cellular component: cytosolic small ribosomal subunit. The transcript is spliced from 3 exons. Bases 43 to 372 code for a protein of 109 amino acids. Gene Ontology annotation, molecular function: structural constituent of ribosome. Lineage: Eukaryota; Metazoa; Placozoa; Uniplacotomia; Trichoplacea; Trichoplacidae.